GUUCCAUUCAAAUUUAGACGUUCUUGCCGACCACACCUUCUUCCCUCUCCGAGUAGUUUCCGUAAGCACCAAAUGUCAAUCAGAGAUUCACAGGUCGGAGGAUUCGUGGUGGUGGAGGACGACCUUGAUGCUCUCUUAGAGCAUGUCCCAUAGCUUGCUUCGAUUAACUUAUCGAUGAGGAAGAAUUUCUGGCGGUUCUUAGUCGCUCUCACCUUCUGAAGCAUGCCAACUAUUUGGUUGACCCUGCAAACUCUUUGCCUCGGAGUAAAGCCACCCAAAUGUCUCGUGAAUCUUGUUGAUCACCGUAGCCAAUUUUUCUGGUGUGGAGGGUUGAAUCGACUCCCCACCUAAGUUCCAAGGUUUAACUGAGAUUUUUGAAUGAUUUUACCUGAGGAUUUGCGUGAAAAACUUCGCAACGAACCUCGAAGAGACACGCUUCUAGAGGUUGUAGUGGACUUGGGUCGUCCUCCCGAAGCACGAUUCCUUGGUGAUUAUGGUGGGCAAUAUUUGCGCAGUACAGAGGUUUCAGAACAGGACUUAGAGUUUGCACAAAAUGCUAUUGGAGAAUUUGGAGGGGAUAAUAGAGCAGGCAUAGAAGGGACUUUACAUAGGAUAUCUGCAAUAAGGAGUAGGAAAGGUCUUAUUGUUGGUUUGACCUGCAGAAUUGGCAGGUCUGUCACUGGUCAUGUUGACAUGGUUCGAGAUCUUCUGCAGUACAAGGAAAGCAUUCUGUUUCUUGGGAGACCUGGCGUAGGGAAGACUACCGUCAUGCGUGAGAUUGCAUGUGUCUUAGCCGAUGAAUUUCAUAAGAGAGUGGUAAUUGUGGAUACUAGCAAUGAAAUAGGGGGGGACGGUGAUAUUCCCCAUGCAGCUAUAGGAAGUGCACGUAGAAUGCAAGUUCCAAAGCCAACAAUGCAGCAUAAAGUUAUGAUUGAAGCAGUUGAGAACCAUAUGCCCGAGGUGAUCAUUGUUGAUGAGAUUGGUACGGAAGCUGAGGCACUUGCCUGCCAAUCCAUUGCAGAAAGGGGAGUGAUGCUUCUGGGCACUGCACAUGGAGAAAGGAUUGAAAAUAUAAUUAAGAAUCCAACACUUUCUGAUAUGGAUACAGGGAUGUUAGGAGCCAAGCCAUCUAAUCUUCCAAUGAAUCCACGUCUUCAUCUUCAUGAUGAUCAAUUGGAGCUAGUGGAUUCACGAUCUUACAGGUCUCUUAUUGGCAAGCUUCUGUAUGUCACUGUUGGUGGAGUACAAACUGUUACUUUAGGGGACGAAGAGGCACGAGCCAGAGGUUCACAGAAAAGUGUUCUUGAACGCAAGGCUCCUCCAACUUUCCCAUUUUUGAUAGAAAUGAGAGAAAGAGACUACUGGGUUGUUCAUCGGACUGAUCGAAGUGUGGAUGCGUUGCUACGUGGAGGGAGGCCACUAGUUGAGGUGAAGAAAAGGGAUAAGAAUUUUAAAGUUGUUACUGAAAGAUGGGUACAAUAUGACGGUGAUGGAAUCUAAGCAAUCUUUCUAGUUUACAAGCCGUUCCUUCAUUUUAGCUAAGCUCAUAUGUGAAUUUCCACCUAUGUUGGUUACUGAUCUAUGAGAGUGAAAGCGUUGGCUAUCUUCGGCCAUCGUGGGGAGCAGCAGCUGCAACAGCGGUCCAACGGAGGUUGUAUAUUAUAUUGUUUUAGCUGGUUGGUUUGAUCCGCAACAUCACACUGCAGGUUAAGGCGAAUUCAGUGUACACAUAAAACCAGACAGAGACUUGUGUAAACAUUUACACGUACAAUAUGUUGCAACAGGAUCUAAGUUAGUUCCGCAACAUCACAAUAUGUGUGGACAGAGACUGCAUGAUUGAAACUUUUAAAAACUACAAGUUUUGAUUUCUAAGUUAGUUCCACAGUUUUCAUGAAA
This is a messenger RNA of Nymphaea colorata (pocket water lily), 1896 nucleotides long. RefSeq lists its product as uncharacterized. The transcript has 11 exons. Gene Ontology annotation, molecular function: ATP hydrolysis activity. Bases 379 to 1500 code for a protein of 373 amino acids. The record is from RefSeq and is a predicted model, not a curated record. NCBI's taxonomy places the organism in Eukaryota, Viridiplantae, Streptophyta, Magnoliopsida, Nymphaeales, Nymphaeaceae.